Messenger RNA from Vespa crabro (European hornet), 3190 nucleotides. RefSeq names its product serine/threonine-protein kinase S6KL-like (gene S6KL). The record is from RefSeq and is a predicted model, not a curated record. Bases 338 to 1528 code for a protein of 396 amino acids. The transcript is spliced from 9 exons. NCBI's taxonomy places the organism in Eukaryota, Metazoa, Arthropoda, Insecta, Hymenoptera, Vespidae. Gene Ontology annotation, biological process: protein phosphorylation. Gene Ontology annotation, molecular function: ATP binding; protein serine/threonine kinase activity.
UAUAUACACACACACCUACUUCUUCUUUAUCACAAUAUAUUCGAACAAUCACUUUAAUGUCAAAUCGUAUGCAUAUAAUAAUAAGAUCAAGUUGGUUUUCAAUGGAACAACCGUCAAAUGUUAUAGUAUAAUAUUUCUAAUCGUAAGAUUUGAAUUUUCAGCGAAUAAAUAAUGGACGUUGGUAUAUAUAUAUAUAUAUACAUACAUACAUACAUACAUACAUACGCACACCUGUCCAGAUGUUAGAAUUUCAAAGAUGCGCGGGGAAGUGAUCCUAUUUGUUUCUUCCCUAUCGAUUGUAUUUUAAACUGGACAAUCGUUAUUACUUUUUUGCUGGAUGGGCAAUUCCAACGUAAAGAAAAAAUACCACGACCAUCAGAAAUAUGCUAGUCAGUAUAGUCUCAUUGACAUCAUCGGUGGGAGUUGUGCUGGAUCAACGAGAUCAUUUCAAGUAGAAAUCAAAUCAUGGUCACGGUCCUCCUAUAGAAGCAUAUUCCAUGAUUCUCUUAGUUCUUCUAAAACGGCCUGGCCGAUACCUAGGUCUGAAGCUAUCUUUCUGCCAGAAUUUAAAGUCAGAAAGAUGACUUUAAAUACAGAAUAUAGCUUUCUCGACGUCAUUGCUAAAGGUGCAUAUGGAAGAGUUUAUAAAGUUCAGAGUCGGGAAAAUAGGCAAGUUUUUGCUUUGAAAGUUAUUAGCAAAGCUAAAAUUAUCACCGAGAAUGCCGUUACUCAGGCAAAACAGGAGGUAGCUAUACAAAGAAUGGUCGGGCAUCAUCCCUUUAUAGUAAAUUCUACCCAUAGAUGGCAAAGUAGUAAAACGUUAUACAUAUUAACAGAUUACAUGUGCGGCGGGGAAUUAUUUUCAUUAGUAGAGAAGUAUGGGUGUUUGCCUGAAGAAGUAGUUAGAAUAUAUGUCGCCGAAGUUGCUUUAGCUAUUGAUUUUUUACAUAAUGCUGGAGUGGUGCACAGAGAUUUGAAAGCAACAAAUAUUUUAUUGGAUGAAGAAGGGCAUGCUAUGAUUAUAGAUUUUGGUUUAUCCAAAUGGUUACAUCGUACGCAAAGGACAAAUACUUUUUGUGGGACUCCUGAGUACAUGGCGCCAGAAAUUUUAAAAAGGCAAUCUUAUGGUCAAGAAGUCGACUGGUGGUCUCUUGGUGUUUUGAUGUGCUUUCUACUCACCAAUCGGUAUCCAUCCAAUGUACCCUGCGAACUUUUCUCAGAUCGCAUUGAGCAGAAUUCUCCUGUCGCACCGGGGACUCUACCAGCCGGUACCAAUCUCUCUCACGCAGCAACGGAUCUUCUCAAGCGAUUAUUGCAGCCGGAUCCAUUGUUGAGACUCCGAUCGAUAUUAACCCUUCAAACGCUUGCUUUUUAUAUGGGCCAUAGCGUGCAGAGUUAUAUGUAUAAAAAAGAAUCUCCAUUUAAGUUAUUGGGCCGGUCGAAAGAGCCAAUGAAGAAUUCUUUGAAUGCACAAAUGCGCUUCGACUUCGCCGACUUCGACUCUUUCGUUGUUAGAGAUCGUUGUUGAACGUAUAGAGCAAUGCUGAGAGAGAAAUCCGCACGAUAGUAAAAAAUGCAGCGUCUAUGUUAUAUCUCCAUUAAAUUAAUGGACUAAAGUGAUCAAUUGUGCAGUAUAUUUGUUAAACCGAACAUGUUCAAGUCAAACAGUAAACAUACAGCAUUUAAACGUUAUGUUCACAUAUGUACCUGCUGACCAGCUAAGAGCAAAACUUGUUAAAAUAAGUGAUAAGAUGAUGUUGAUUGGUUAUGAGAAUAAUAGUGGGUUGGCCAAUAAGUAAUGUCAAAAGUUUUAUUAAUUUAUAACUUAUAAGUAAAUAACACUGGUGUUGUUUAUUCAUAAGAUGUUUGUAUGAUAUUUUAUAUCAGAAUAUGUAACAUUGUAGUAUUUUUUUAUUAAAGAAUUUAUUACAAAAUAUCUAGAAUUUUGCGUGUAAACGAAAAAAAAUAUAUUACAAUAAAUGACAUUAAUAUUCUUUUUUUUUUUUUUUUUUUAAUUCCGACAUUAUUUAUCGGACAUCUCCAAUAAUUGCGGGAUUGCCUGUUAUUAAAACAAAUACAAUUAAAGUCUACGGAAAUGUGAUUUUCGAUAGAACUAAAGCGCUGAAAGUUAAACAAAAUAUUACAGAAAUAUUUAUAGAAAAUGAAAAUCAUUCCGAAUUGAAUGUGCCAUCACCUUAGGAGCUAUCUUCCUAGGAAAAUAUUAAUAUUUUAUAAUUAAAUAAGGAGCAAUCAGAAUAGAUCAAUUUUACAUAAAAAAAAUCAGCAGAUACCUGUGAGCAUAAAAAAUUUACAACUUUAUAACUAUCUAAAAAUAAUAAAUGAUUUUCGAUUAAACAUAUAAAAAUUAAUUAUUUCAUUCACGCAUGAAAAUAAUAAUAACGAAAUGACAUAUUAGAAUAAGUGGCAUCGAAUCUUGCCAAUUUAGACGAUAUUUCGUGUUUCAACAUAUAAAUGCAAAAAUAUGUUUCUAUUGAAGUCUGAUAUGAUAUAAAAUAAUAUUAACAAUUCAUAAAUGAUUAAAUCAAACUUAUAAAACAUUAUAUAUAAUAUAAAUGAGAAGCUAUUUACGAACCGAAAUUAACGAAGCGAGAACAGGCCUGAACACGUCUGUUAAGCUGCUUGUGCGAAUGAGAACUGCGUAACAUAUUAGUAAGAACGAACGAAGUCAUGUAAUGGUUUUCAAUCGUCCUUUGAUUGUUUACAUCUGCUUAAACCUGUAUAUAUUUCUCUGAGUGAUAUAUAUAUAUAUAUAUAUAUACAAACACAGCGAUUGCUUCUUGUUUUUAUCAUUGUCGGAGACUGGAUCGUUCGUAAACAUUAUUAGUGGGGGAACUUUCAAGCUAUUAUUUAUAUUUUAAUAUUAUCUGUCUCUCUCUCUCUCCCUCUGUUAAGAGCACCGCCGUAUCUAUUUGAAAAUGGAUAAAGUUACGUGUGCCUGCAGGAUGAUUGCGUUUCAAAUGUUAUUUCCAUUGUACUACGUAGUUUUCUUAGUUUCUACGCUACUCGGAAAACUGACAAAUAUUGAAUGGAUAUUAGUAAAGUAGAAAAUUAAUUUCAUAAGAAUGUAUAUGCGUGGAUGAAUUAGCGAUAUUUGUAUCUCUACGUAAGAAAGAUAUCUGUAUGUAUAUGAAAAUCGUAUAUAUGACGAAAUAAAAUCGAACACGACGAA